Molecule: messenger RNA, 2407 nt
Organism: Oryctolagus cuniculus (rabbit)
Lineage: Eukaryota; Metazoa; Chordata; Mammalia; Lagomorpha; Leporidae
Gene: EGLN1
Product: egl-9 family hypoxia inducible factor 1
Biological process (GO): cellular response to hypoxia; peptidyl-proline hydroxylation to 4-hydroxy-L-proline
Cellular component (GO): nucleus; cytoplasm
Molecular function (GO): peptidyl-proline 4-dioxygenase activity; L-ascorbic acid binding; ferrous iron binding
Source: RefSeq, a predicted model, not a curated record
GGUGUACGUGCAGAGCGCGCAGAGCGAGUGGCGCCCGCACGCCCUGCGCUCCUCCACAAGCUGGGCCCUGCCGCCCGGGAUGCUGAGGCGGCGGCCCCGAAGGCUGCCGGUCUAGCGCGCCCAGAGCGGAGCUCCUCGUCCGCCACGCAGGCCGUACACCCUCUGCCCGUGCGCGAUGAGGCGCUGAAGCAGCCGCUGGCGCUGCGCGGCCGGCCCCAAGGACGAGAAAGCGGCCUGGCCGAGGGCGAGGGGCGCCGGCCUGUUUGAGGAGAGGGGCGGCGGGUGCAUGGCGCAGUAACGUUCCCCGCCGCUCUCCCCGCUCCCCGGCCCUGGGCUAGGCAGUCCGGCCACCACCUCUCCUACUCGACCACCGCCGCCGCCACCAUGGCCAAUGACAGCGGCGGGCCUGGCGGGCCGAGCCCGAGCGAGCGGGACCGGCAGUACUGUGAGCUGUGCGGGAAGAUGGAGAACCUGCUGCGCUGCGGCCGCUGCCGCAGCUCCUUCUACUGCUGCAAGGAGCACCAGCGCCAGGACUGGAAGAAGCACAAGCUCGUGUGCCAGGGCAGCGAGGGCGCCUCUGGCCACGGAGCAGGCCCGCACCAGCACCCCGGCCCUUCGCCGCCCGCCGCCGCGCCGCCGCCCAGGGCCGGUGGGGCCGGAGCCCGGGAGGCCAGGAAAGGAGCGGCGCGGCGGGACAGCGCCGCCGCCGCCAAGGCUUCGGGCCGGCCGGCCGCCGGAGAUGCGGCCAAGGCGAAGGCCAAGUCCGUGGCCAACCCUGCCGUAGCCGCGUCCCCGCCUCGCGCGAACCCCGGGCGACAGGGCUCGGCGGCGGCCGAGGCGGAGCCCGGGAAGGAGGAGCCGCUGACCCGCCCGUCGCUGUACCAGGAGAAGGCGAACCUGUACCCGCCGAGCAACACGCCUGGCGAGGGGCUUAGUGACGGUGGAGGCCUGCGGUGCAACGGGAAGACGAAGCCGCUGCCGGCGCUGAAGCUGGCGCUGGAGUACAUCGUGCCUUGCAUGAACAAGCACGGCAUCUGUGUCGUGGACGACUUCUUGGGCAAGGAGACGGGGCAGCAGAUCGGCGAUGAGGUGCGCGCCCUGCACGACACCGGCAAGUUCACGGACGGCCAGCUGGUGAGCCAGAAGAGCGACUCGUCCAAGGACAUCCGAGGCGAUAAGAUCACCUGGAUCGAGGGCAAGGAGCCCGGCUGUGAAACCAUUGGGCUGCUGAUGAGCAGCAUGGACGACCUGAUCCGCCACUGUAACGGGAAGCUGGGCAACUACAAAAUCAAUGGCCGGACGAAAGCCAUGGUUGCUUGUUAUCCAGGCAAUGGAACAGGUUACGUGCGUCAUGUUGAUAAUCCAAAUGGAGAUGGAAGAUGUGUGACAUGUAUAUAUUAUCUUAAUAAAGACUGGGAUGCCAAGGUAAAUGGAGGUAUACUUCGAAUUUUUCCAGAAGGCAAAGCCCAGUUUGCUGACAUUGAACCUAAAUUUGAUAGACUGCUGUUUUUCUGGUCUGACCGUCGCAACCCUCAUGAAGUACAACCAGCAUAUGCUACAAGGGGAAAAAGGAGUGAGGGUUGAACUCAAUAAACCUUCUGAUUCAAUCAGUAAAGAUGUCUUAUAGAGCCUCUCAUCCAGCAAUACCCUCAGUUCACUACAAUAAUUGUUGACACUGUUUGUUAACUUGUGAAUACAAAUAAAUGGGAUAAAGAAAAACAGACAACCAGUCGGCAUUUUAAUAAGGAAAAGAUACAACUGCUUUGUGUUGCAUCAAACAGGAAGAUUUUGACUGCUGUGACUUUGGACUGCAUGAUCCACUCCGAAUCUGUGACUGCUUAUGGGAAGAAGAUAAGCUAUCAGUUGAAAAUGGUUUUUACAUCUGGACAUGAAAUAAGUGCCCUGUGCAAAAUUUUUUCAUUCUUCUAUUUUGUCCGAUCUGUCAUCUAGCUGAGUUCAUUUCAUCUCUCCCUUUUUUAUAUCAAGGUUUGAAUUUGGGGUAAUUUUUGUAUGAUUAGGUACAAUUUAUCAAAACUGAAUUGAGAAAAAAUUACAGUAUUAUUUCUCAAAACAGCAUCAAUCUAUUUUUGUAAACUUCUUCAUACUAUUAAAUUUUGCCCUAAAAGACCUCUCAAAAUGAUUGUUGCCAGUGACUGAUGAUUAAUUAAUUUUCUUUUCACUUAAAAUAAGAAAAGGAGCACUUUACCAAUGGAAACAUCAGAUGUUUUGUAGUGCUAUCUUGCUCUAAUUUGGAUUCCUAAAGAUUGCUGCUGUCAUGUUUUGACAUCCUUAAUAAUGAAGCCUCACAGUAAAAUAGUCACCAUUUAUUACCAGUAACUUCAGUUCAUGUUUUAUAAGGAAAAAUACACUGUAAGAAGGGUUUAUCUUUUCAAGUUUUUUUUUUUUU